UGUGCUGCUAGCUUUAUUUUUAAGCGAAAUUAAAUAAAUAAUAGCAGUAAAACAACGUCUAAUCAAGUGAAAAUUACUAUCACAGCACCUUCAUUUUCGUGCAAUGAUAUUGUUGGUAUAAAUACCGGUUUUCAGUGAUAUUUUUUGUUUUCCCGGCACCUCUGCACCAUGUCUGAUUCUUCGUGUUAUAUCUUGGAUAAUGGAGCUUAUACAGCCAAAGUGGGCUUCUCCACGCUCGAGCCAAAGAUUGUGCCCAACUGCAUCAUGAAAGCCAAGUCCGAAAGGCGUCGCCCGUUCAUAGGAUCUCAGAUAGACGAUUGCCGGGACGCGUCAGGACUAUUUUACAUUUUACCAUUCCAAAAAGGGUUUUUAAUUAACUGGGACACGCAGAAAACUGUCUGGGACUACAUUUUCAGUAAGGAAUGCUGUCCAGUGAACUUUAGCGAAGUCCCAUUGAUUGUAACUGAGCCCUUAUUCAAUUUUUCCUCAAUACAAGAGGCCAUGACUGAGAUUUUCUUUGAAGAAUACGAAUGCGAGACGCUUUUGAGGAUAAAUGCGACAGAUUUAGCUGAGUAUAAGUAUAGAAAGACACAUAAUAAUGACUGUACAGUUAUUGUAGACUCUGGUUAUAGCUUUACAUAUAUAGUUCCUUAUAUCAAAGGGAAGAAGUUUAAAGAAGGCAUAAUCAGGAUAGAUAUUGGUGGUAAAGUGUUGACAAAUCAUUUGAAGGAGAUUGUGUCGUAUCGGCAGUUGAAUGUGCUGGACGAGACGUAUGUUAUUAAUCAGGUGAAAGAGGACUCCUGCUUUGUGUCGGAAGAUUUUAUGAGGGACAUGGCUAUUGCUAAAGACAAAGGGUCAAAGAACACAAUAAUAAAGGACUAUGUGCUCCCCGACUACACGAGCAUCCGGCGCGGGUUCCUGCGCGACGUGGUGAAGCCUGACGAGGAUCUGGAGCAGCAGACCCUGAGGCUCAACAAUGAGAGGUUCACCAUCCCCGAGCUACUGUUCCAUCCGUCAGAUGUCGGCAUCCCCCAAAUGGGCAUACCUGAAGCGAUCAUGCACUCUAUCGACUUGUGCCCCGAGGAACACAAGGAGAGCCUCCUCGCCAACAUUCUGCUCUACGGAGGCAACACUCUUUUCCCCGGCUUCAGAGACCGAGUCUACAACGAUGUUCGCUCAUUCGCUUUAGACCACUUCGACGUCAAUGUAACACUGGCUGAUAACCCUCUGACAUACGCUUGGGAGGGUGGCAAGGAGAUAUUCAGAGAUACAGAGUUUUAUUCCUUCUGUGUUACGAAAGAGGAAUAUGAUGAGGAGGGGAAAGCGCUCGCGUUUGAGCGGUUCGAUAUAUAGCGGUCGAAGCGAGCGCGCCGGGAGACCGCUGCCUCG
This is a messenger RNA of Cydia amplana, 1389 nucleotides long. RefSeq names its product actin-related protein 6 (gene Arp6). NCBI's taxonomy places the organism in Eukaryota, Metazoa, Arthropoda, Insecta, Lepidoptera, Tortricidae. The transcript has 3 exons. The coding region runs from base 169 to 1353 and encodes 394 amino acids. Gene Ontology annotation, molecular function: nucleosome binding. Gene Ontology annotation, cellular component: Swr1 complex. The record is from RefSeq and is a predicted model, not a curated record.